UGUUGGUUUUCUUCGCAGGUUGCUACCGUGACAGAAUAUGGGGCGUUUAUAAAAAUCCCAGGCUGCAGGAAACAAGGUCUCGUUCAUAAGACUCACAUGUCCUCCUGCCGCGUGGAUAAGCCCUCCGAGUUGGUGGAUGUUGGAGAUAAAGUGUGGGUGAAGCUGAUUGGAAAGGAGAUGAAGGAUGACAAACUGAAACUCUCCCUCUCCAUGAAGGUCGUUAACCAAGGCACGGGAAAAGACCUCGACCCGAACAAUGUUUCCCUUGAUCAGGAUGAGAGGAAGAAACGCACGUUCAGAGACUACACGAGUCAGAAGAUCACGCUGGAAGCUGUCCUGAACACCGUGUGCAAGAAGUGUGGUUGCAAAGGUCAUUUUGCCAAGGAGUGUUUCAUGCAGCCUGGAGGUACCAAAUACAGCCUCAUUCCAGAAGAGGAGGAAGAAGAGGUGGCAGCAGCAGGAUGUGAAAGAGAUAAAAAGAGCAACGUGGCUGAUGAUUCUUCAAAAAAAAGGAAAAAGGAGAAGAAGAAGAAAAAGAAGCACAGGAAUAAGCAAUCCUCCGAGUCGGACUCGGACAGCUCCGACUCGGACAGCAACGGGGCUCAGCCAGCCAGCAAGAGGACCAAGCGUUCGGGGAAGCCCAGCAAAGCUAAGAAGAAGAAGAAGAAGAAGCAUAAGAAGCAGCCCCGGGAUUGAGCUGGCAGGUGGGCAGGGGCACCGGCACUGC
Molecule: messenger RNA, 727 nt
Organism: Tauraco erythrolophus (red-crested turaco)
Lineage: Eukaryota; Metazoa; Chordata; Aves; Musophagiformes; Musophagidae
Source: RefSeq, a predicted model, not a curated record